Eucalyptus grandis is the source of this 1194-nucleotide messenger RNA. RefSeq names its product probable aspartic proteinase GIP2. Lineage: Eukaryota; Viridiplantae; Streptophyta; Magnoliopsida; Myrtales; Myrtaceae. Gene Ontology annotation, biological process: proteolysis. Gene Ontology annotation, molecular function: aspartic-type endopeptidase activity. The transcript has 2 exons. The coding region runs from base 1 to 1194 and encodes 397 amino acids. The record is from RefSeq and is a predicted model, not a curated record.
AUGUCAUCACCUCCUCUCGUUCCCCUCUUUCUCUUCUUCGGCUUCAUCUUAGCCUCCUCGGCCAUGGCCACGGACAAACCAGCUCCGGUCGUAUUCCCCAUCAAGAAAGAUGCCUCCACCAACCAGUACUACACCACCCUCCGGGUCGGGACUCCCCCCACGUCCAUGAACGCGGUCCUCAACCUCGUGGGCCGGUUCACCUGGCUCGACUGCGAUGGUUACGGAUCCUCCUCCUAUCACCCCAUCCAUUGUGAGUCCUCUAGGUGCGAGGCUGCCGGCAGAGGGGGCUGCACCUUCUGCUUCGGCCCCGCCAGGCCUAGCUGCACCAACGACUCAUGCCUCAUCUAUGUGGCGACCCCGUUCGUGGAGGAGAUGACGUCCUCCGUACUCGGCGAGGACGUCCUGGUCUUGCACUCCACGAAAAAGAUCAAGCACACGUCCAGGAGCAAAUUUCGGGCUCUCCACGCAGCUCAACCUCCCCGCGUAUUCGCUCUCUGCCUCCCUUCCUCCUCCUCCAGAUCCCGCCGCGGCGACCUCUACGCCGGUGGUGGCCCAUACAUGCGGCCUCCGAACAAGCACGACCUCACGAAGUCGCUCCUCCGCACUCGGCUCCUCGUCAGACCCAGUAGCAUCGCCGCUGUCUCCAACGAAGGCGAUGAGUACUUCAUCAACGUAACUGCCAUCAAAAUUGACUCCGCUCCGAUCACCUUCAACUCCUCGAUCCUCGCGAUCGACAAGGACGGCGCCGGGGGUACUAAAUUCGGCACUCUUACUCCGUACUCUCGUGCUUUGUACACGUUCCUUCACUCGGCCAUCUUCAAUCCUCUGGUGGAGGAAUUCACGAAGAAGGCGACGGACAGGAAGAUCAAGAAGGCGACCCCAGUCUCCCCGUUCGGGGCUUGCUUUGAUGCGAGGACAGUGAGGAGUGGGGUGGCCAGCCCGGACGUGCCCGCGAUCGUGCUGGUGCUCCGGGGCGACGCACAGUGGAGAAUCGAAGGGGCGAACUCGAUGGUGAGGGUGAGCAAGGACAUGAUGUGCCUGGGGUUUCUGGACGGAGGAUCGGGAGUGGGCACCACCAUCGAGAUCGGGGGUCACCAGAUGGAGGACAAUCUGUUGGAGUUCGCCAUGGGAUCGUCGACAUUCGGGUUCAGCAACUCGCUUCUCCUUCGGAACUCCAGUUGCUCCCAUCUUUGA